GUUGUCUAAUCUUUUAUAUAAUAGAAUAGAUGUUUGGUAGAUGGAAGAAAUUUAUAAAAAUUAUUUGUUGUACUUCUUAAUUACUUUAUGAUUGUGUUUCUCCUGAAAGGAUUUACGUUUCUUUAAUGUAACUUGAGAAACACUGUGAGAUAUGUUUCAAAACUAUUUAAAUAAAACAUGGCUUAUAGCAAUAAGCAUAAAAUAGUUCUACAAGCAAUUGUACACGAAGGUCUUUUAAUUGAAAAUAAGAUACAGGACUUAAUUAUUAAAUUAUUUGGUGAUAAUAGAGUAUCAGUAAUAAUAAAUCAAAUAAAUGAACAAUUGCAGCCCUUAAACAUGUUAAUCAAAAAAGCACAGUGUGAAAUUACAGGCAAAUUAUAUUGGGUUCUAAUAAGUACUAGGCUUAAUGAAGUAACCAGGUACCAAACUGAAUUUUCGAAAGAGCAAUUGGCCCUGUUAAGAACUGUGUUUUCUGAAAUUAUAACAUCACGCAAUGGAUGCAUACAAAGUACAAUAUGUUUAAAUUUAUGCUCUUCAUUAGAUAUAAAAAUGUCAAAGGCAGGUGCUGAAAAAUUUCUGGAGGAUAUAGUUAAUAGAAAAUGGUUGAUUUAUAAGGAUGGUUAUUACUAUAUGGGUGUAAGAAGUAUAACAGAAUUAAUGCCAUAUUUUAGAGCUACAUAUGAAAGCAAUUUAAAUACCUGCUGCCUUUGCAAACAAGUUAUUUUUCAUGGCGAAAAGUGUACUAACUGUGAUACCUUCUUUCACUUAUAUUGUUUGAAGAAAUUUACUAUGGUCCAUACUCAUGUGAACUGUCCCAAUUGCAGCACAGUUGUUUCGGACAUUGAUCUAUCUGGUAUACAAGAUGACUUAGCAAUACCAGAAGAAGGAUAUGAGUGAAAUAAAAAUACAAUAGGAAGGUUUAAAAAACAAAAACUAUAAAAUGCUAAACGUUAUUUUUGCAAAUAAAUUUUUUAUUAUCACAAA
This is a messenger RNA of Bombus pyrosoma, 984 nucleotides long. It is a transcript of the gene Nse1, whose product is annotated as non-structural maintenance of chromosomes element 1 homolog. Gene Ontology annotation, cellular component: nucleus; Smc5-Smc6 complex. Gene Ontology annotation, biological process: double-strand break repair via homologous recombination; DNA damage tolerance. The transcript is spliced from 7 exons. The record is from RefSeq and is a predicted model, not a curated record. Gene Ontology annotation, molecular function: ubiquitin-protein transferase activity. NCBI's taxonomy places the organism in Eukaryota, Metazoa, Arthropoda, Insecta, Hymenoptera, Apidae. Bases 178 to 897 code for a protein of 239 amino acids.